Molecule: messenger RNA, 2674 nt
Organism: Alligator mississippiensis (American alligator)
Lineage: Eukaryota; Metazoa; Chordata; Crocodylia; Alligatoridae
Gene: CHKA
Product: choline kinase alpha
Exons: 14
Coding region: 103-1482 (459 amino acids)
Biological process (GO): phosphatidylethanolamine biosynthetic process; CDP-choline pathway
Cellular component (GO): cytoplasm
Molecular function (GO): ethanolamine kinase activity; choline kinase activity
Source: RefSeq, a predicted model, not a curated record
GGUGGGGUGGCGCAGAGAAGUUGGUGUGUGUUGUUUUUUUGCAUCUCUGUUGUGCUCACGCGUCAAGGCUGCUCGAGACCCUCCCGCAUCCGCGCGAGCCCCAUGAAGACCAAGUUCUGUAACGGCGAGGCCGAGCCGGCCCCGCUCGGGGGAGGAGGGCUCCUGCUCGGCUGCAGUGCCGUGGGGUCGCCCACAGCCGAGGCGGGCAGGGAGCUGGCGACUGGCAGCGAGGAACCGCUGUUGCAGCAGCAGCAGCCGGACUCGCGCACGCGACGCCGCGCGUUCCUGUGGUGCAAGGAGUUCCUGCCGGGGGCCUGGCGGGGGCUGCGCGAGGACCAGCUGCACCUCGCGCCCAUCAGAGGUGGCCUCAGCAAUGUGCUAUUCCAAUGUUCAUUACCUGACACCAUAGAGACAAUUGCAGAUGAGCCACGAACAGUCCUCCUUCGUCUAUAUGGUGCAAUUCUACAGAUGAGAUCCUGUAACAAGGGAGGUUCUGGACAGGCUCAGAAGGAAAAUGACUUAACAGUCUUUAACCCUGCAGCCAGCAUCAACUUCCAAGAGUUAAUACUCAUGGCUGCACCUGUCACUUUCCCUACAUUGCAAGAUGGAUUACAAGCCUUGCAAGGGGCAGAAGCCAUGGUUCUGGAGAGUGUUAUGUUUGCCAUUCUUGCAGAGAGAGCUCUUGGCCCAAAACUGUAUGGGAUCUUUCCACAAGGCCGACUAGAAGAAUUCAUUCCAAGCAGAAAGCUAGACACUGAAGAAUUAAGCUUACCUGACAUAUCGGCUGAAAUAGCUGAGAAAAUGGCCAGAUUUCAUGGCAUGAAAAUGCCAUUUAAUAAAGAACCUAAGUGGCUUUUUGGGACAAUGGAAAAGUACUUGAAUCAAGUGCUAAAGAUAAAAUUUACCAAAGAAUCCCGAAUUAGAAAACUGAAUAAACUCCUCAGUUACAAUCUGCCCCAAGAAAUUAAAAGCCUGAGGUCUCUGCUGGAAGCCACUUCAUCACCUGUUGUAUUCUGCCACAAUGACUGUCAAGAAGGUAACGUUUUGCUUCUAGAAGGCAGAGAGGAUUCUGAAAAUCAAAAGCUGAUGCUUAUUGACUUUGAGUAUAGCAGCUACAACUACAGAGGAUUUGAUAUUGGAAACCACUUUUGUGAAUGGAUGUAUGACUAUACGUAUGAAAAAUACCCGUUCUUCAAAGCCAGUUUUCUGAAGUAUCCCACCAGGAAACAACAGCUUCAUUUUUUCUCUAACUAUCUGACUGCCUUCCAAAACGGUUUUGAAAAUCUGAGCAAUCAAGAAAAGUUGAAAAUAGAAGAAGAAAUGUUGACAGAAGUCAAUAGGUUUGCCCUUGCAUCACACUUCUUCUGGGGCCUGUGGUCCAUUAUACAGGCAAAGAUCUCAUCCAUUGAGUUUGGCUACCUGGACUAUGCACUAUCAAGAUUUGAUGCAUACUUUGACCAGAAGAAGAAGCUUAAAGUAUGAAUGUGAGAAGAAUGGACAAUCUUACUGUACAAAGAAAGCAGCUGGACAAACUUCCACUGUGCUUAGGCUACUGUAUCUGUAAUGAAGGUGUCUGGAUUUCAAAAUACUGGAAUCCAGAUGUUCAAUACUGAAGACUGUACAAAAAUAACUGACUUGUUUACAGUUCAGGAAUCUUUGGAAUGAGAUUGGGAGGCAAAAGCAUAAUACAAACAGUGCAAUAUCCUUUUAAUCUAGAAAGCAUUUUUAUAUUAUGGGAGAAGCUUACAGAUACCACAUGCAUCAAAAGCAAGCAGUGUUACUAUGGGUACUUUUUCAGGGGUUUUAUUGACGUGCAGGUAAAUGUUACGUGACCAGAAUAGUUGUAAAUGGUAAUGCAUUGUAGACACUACUGGUUUAUUGAGAACCAAUUGUGUGUAUGCCGGGCAACUUAAACUGUGAAGUUGGCUGAAAGGCCUUGUUAAGAGAUUCCGUUCAUUGUGGCCUACGAACACUCUUGAGAGAGCUGCUGGUACAUUUAAAAUACCCUUUAACCAUUUUGUUGUUAGACAUAUUAAAGCAGCCUGCUCUUUAAAGUGCUGCCUGUAUAAAGAUUAAUGUGCUUCUCCUUGGUGUCUUUGUCAACUAAAAUAUGAAUUAAUCUUGACCUAGAUACUCUGGAGAGAGUUGAAUGGCUUGAUCAUUCCACAUUCUUCACCAAGAACAUGCUUUAUUACCCAGGCUGGCUGUCUGAUGCUUGCACAGGGAGUUUUCUGGGCCGGCAGUAUUGGGACGAGUGCCUUGAAUUAUGCUAAUUACUCUCCAAAUAACUGGAUUGCCAUUGAUGGUUCCAAUUAAAGCCAGUCCUCCUUGCUGAGUGUAGCUACAACCCUGCAGUGCAAGGAGAGGGAGGAAUGGGGAGGGGGUUGGAAAAAACUUUCCCUACUCGGAAGAAAGGGGACUCUCCCCCACCCACCCUAAAUACGGAAUUGGGUUGAGGCACUUAUUUAAAUGUCCAAGCUCCAUCUUGUUCCAGCAGUCCAGUAAGUGGAGCAUCUUGGGGGAGGGGGGAACAGUAACGUGUAUAAUCUGUGAAAUCUACAGCAUAUGUGUAAAUGUCACAAAGAAAUCUAAAGAUUUCUGGAACUCAUUUUAUUUUGAUCAUUUAUUUUAUUUGUAUUUUCUAACAUACUGUAUUAAAAACAAUAACUCUCAA